CGUUCGUUCUCUCCGCGGGUUGUUUCAAUAGAUGAUCAAUGGUGUAAACCCCUCGAGAUCUGGGUCUCUGUUGCAUUCGAGAUCUUUCUGCAUGACCGUGACCUAGCAGAGCUAGAGCCGUGCGUUACUGACCCCCCCUUUUCUGUGCUUGGAUUGCAGGACCUGUAUUUUGUGCUGAUCUCCGCGUCCCCACUUCCACUCCGCAGGGUGACCAGCAGCAACGAUGCCAGGCGUGUGGGACAGCUUCUCUUCCGCGCUGCCUCCCAUUCCAGAGCAGAGAGAGAACCAGCCCUCACCCAUCUCCCGGGGAAAGAGCUGGCAGCAGGAAGUGCCCGAUCGCUGUGUCAGAGCGGAGAGCUCCGACUGUGAAUCCCUGGACAGCAGCUUGAGCUGUGAAGGAGAUGUAGAGUACCUGGAUGAAGUUUCUUUGCCAGACUUUGACUUGUUAAAUGACCCAGAAGAUGAACUCCUAUGUAAUAAUCUCAUGAAACUAAUCCAAGUCAGUCUGAACAAAGCCAACAUCAAUUCCAGGCGUUGCUCCCGACUUGUGAUGCCAAGCCAACUCAUCACUCAAGUCAGCAAAGAGCUGCUUCACCUGGCUUAUAGUGAGCCCUGUGGCCUGAGAGGUGCCCUCAUUGACCUGUGUGUUGAGCAAGGGAAGGGGUGUCACAGUGUGGGGCAGAUUGCAGUGGAUCCCAAUCUUGUGCCUACUUUCCAGCUGACCCUUGUGCUAAGACUGGACUCCAGGCUCUGGCCUAAAAUCCAGGGACUUCUUAGCUCUGGGACUUCUUUCACUCCUGGUUUCAGUCAGUCGCUGAAGCUGAGCACUGGAUUCAGAGUCAUUAAAAAGAAGCUUUACAGCUCUGAGCAGUUGCUAAUAGAGGAGUGUUGAAGGUGCCUCAGAGGAAUAACUGAUCAUAACUCUUUGAACUGGUGUAGAGCACCAGGAGAAACUGAAGUGACAACUUAAGUGCUUUGAAAAAGUGAACAUAAGCUGGCUAAAAUGUGGCAACUCUUUAGAGUCACUAAGGUUGGGUUAAUUUGGAGCAUGAUUGUACAAUUCCAGAGGGAAAUAGUCCAAACAGAGAGCGAGGGCAAGGAGGAAGCUUGCUGGAAAAUAAAACUGCACCCUGCUUCCCUCACUCUCAGAGUGGGCAUGGGUAGCAAGUGAGUGCUAGCUGUAACCUUUUGGUGAUUGUAGGACAAUUUUAUUGUACUCACUACUUCAAUUAGUCUUGUGACAGUGCUGAUGCCAGACGCAGCAGCAGGGCUGCUUUGGGAGUAGACAGUCUCCCUAUUUCUGGCUGCUUUUUUUAAUAAAAUACAUUGUAAUCAAUGUGGUGGGGGGUUUUUUGUGGGGGGAGGGUGGUGCAUGUAUGAGUGAAUGGUGGUUAAACUUGUCUAAUGGGACCAAGUAUAUGUAUUUGGAUCAAAGAUGAUGCUCCACUACUGACAUUAGGGCAGCUAUAUAUAGACUCCAAGUGAAUGUAGAAGCAGGAGUUGUUGGGCUGUAAUCACUUCAUAUAUUUGAUGCUUGAAGAAAAUGCUGCUGGGAGCUGCCUACAGCACUCCAAUACUGCAUGCCAGAGGGAGGUGUGAUGUGAUGCUAGGAUGAGGGCAGGAACCCUCAUAAACAACCUAUAUGAUAUGCCAUGUAGUGCUUCUGUUGAUUACAGUUUACAUUAAUACACUUGAUGUUCAAGUGCAA
Gopherus flavomarginatus (Mexican gopher tortoise) is the source of this 1708-nucleotide messenger RNA. It is a transcript of the gene DDIT4, whose product is annotated as DNA damage inducible transcript 4. NCBI's taxonomy places the organism in Eukaryota, Metazoa, Chordata, Testudines, Testudinidae. The transcript has 2 exons. Gene Ontology annotation, cellular component: cytoplasm. Gene Ontology annotation, molecular function: 14-3-3 protein binding. Gene Ontology annotation, biological process: response to hypoxia; apoptotic process; negative regulation of TOR signaling. The record is from RefSeq and is a predicted model, not a curated record. The coding region runs from base 224 to 892 and encodes 222 amino acids.